GCGCAGAGUAGCUCUGCGCGCCCGUGACGGAACGACGAGGCGUGGGGGUGCGCGACCUCGCCCGCCCGGCCCGGCCCCCGCCCCUUGGCCUGCCGCUCCGCCCCCGCGGGGCGUCCCGGGCCGCUAGUCCCCUCAGCGGCGGCCGCACGCGGCCCGGGGUCGCCUCCCUAAAGCCUUCUGUGUUAGCUGCCGUCGUCCAGACUUAACAUUGAGCUGAGCAACACCCUUGUUUGGGUACUCUUCACACAGUGUAUAUUUGGCCCAGCUUCUCUUGAAAGGUUCCCUCCUUCACCUCAUUUAGCAGAAACCAAGCAGCAACAGCCCUUGGAGAGAGGCUAAGUUUUUCUUGACUUCUACGGUGACAAAGACCUUGAGAAAGUUGGUACUUCUGGCCCACGCUGCCAACGUCCUACCACCCAGCCCAAGACAGCCCAAGCUGGACAUUAGUGCCUCCCUCUUUAUUCCUCUGUGAUCAUCCAGAUCAGCACCUGACUGUUUAUUUUCAAAUCUCACAAACUCGGCUCAGCCCUCAGAUCUUCAUAAUUUUGGUUCUCAGCUGCUCUUGAAGGACAGUGACUUGUUACCACCACUACAGCAGAGCCUGACAUCCCCAGCAGAUCUCCAGUCAGCCCCUGACAUCACCCGCUCCCUUGUCUCCCUCUGUGGCCUCCUAAAUGCCCAUCCCGUUGGCCUGGGUUCAGCUGGUGGUAUGGAGGGGUGCUGCCUAGCACUGACCUGGGAGUGUGUGUGACCCACUGACCCAAUGGACAUCAAAGGCCAGUUCUGGAAUGAUGAUGAUUCGGAGGGAGAUAAUGAAUCAGAGGAAUUUCUCUAUGGAGUUCAGGGGAGCUGUGCAGCCGACCUGUAUCGACACCCCCAGCUUGAUGCAGACAUUGAAGCCGUGAAGGAGAUCUACAGUGAGAACUCUGUAUCCAUCAGAGAAUAUGGAACUAUCGAUGACGUGGACAUUGACCUCCACAUCAACAUCAGCUUCCUCGAUGAGGAAGUCUCUACAGCCUGGAAGGUCCUCCGAACAGAACCUAUUGUGUUGCGGCUGCGCUUUUCUCUCUCCCAGUACCUCGAUGGACCAGAACCAUCAAUUGAGGUUUUCCAGCCAUCGAAUAAAGAAGGAUUUGGGCUGGGUCUUCAGUUGAAAAAGAUCCUGGGUAUGUUCACUUCCCAACAAUGGAAACAUCUCAGCAAUGAUUUCUUGAAGACCCAGCAGGAAAAGAGGCACAGUUGGUUCAAGGCAAGUGGUACCAUCAAGAAGUUCCGAGCUGGCCUCAGCAUCUUCUCGCCCAUCCCCAAGUCUCCCAGUUUCCCUAUCAUACAGGACUCCAUGCUGAAGGGCAAACUGGGUGUACCAGAGCUGCGAGUUGGGCGCCUCAUGAACCGUUCCAUCUCCUGCACCAUGAAGAACCCCAAAGUGGAGGUGUUUGGCUACCCUCCCAGCCCCCAGGCAGGUCUCCUGUGCCCCCAGCACGUGGGCCUCCCUCCCCCAGCACGGACCUCUCCUUUGGUCAGUGGUCACUGCAAGAACAUCCCCACUCUGGAAUAUGGAUUCCUUGUCCAGAUCAUGAAGUAUGCAGAACAGAGGAUUCCAACGUUGAAUGAGUACUGUGUGGUGUGUGAUGAGCAGCAUGUCUUCCAGAAUGGAUCCAUGCUCAAGCCAGCUGUCUGUACUCGUGAGCUGUGUGUUUUUUCCUUCUACACGCUGGGAGUCAUGUCUGGAGCUGCAGAGGAGGUCGCCACUGGAGCAGAGGUGGUGGAUCUGCUGGUGGCCAUGUGUAGGGCAGCUUUGGAAUCCCCUAGAAAGAGCAUCAUCUUUGAGCCUUAUCCCUCUGUGGUGGACCCCACUGAUCCCAAGACUCUGGCCUUUAACCCCAAGAAGAAGAAUUAUGAACGACUUCAGAAAGCUCUGGAUAGUGUGAUGUCCAUCCGGGAGAUGACCCAGGGCUCAUACCUAGAAAUUAAGAAGCAGAUGGACAAGCUGGAUCCCUUGGCCCAUCCUCUCUUGCAGUGGAUCAUCUCCAGCAACAGGUCACACAUUGUCAAACUACCUCUCAGCAGGCAGCUGAAGUUCAUGCACACCUCACACCAGUUCCUCCUGCUGAGCAGCCCUCCUGCCAAGGAGGCUCGGUUCCGGACCGCCAAGAAGCUCUACGGCAGCACCUUUGCCUUCCAUGGGUCCCACAUUGAGAACUGGCAUUCGAUCCUGCGCAAUGGGCUGGUCAAUGCUUCCUACACCAAACUGCAGCUGCAUGGAGCAGCCUAUGGCAAAGGCAUCUACCUGAGCCCCAUCUCCAGUAUUUCCUUUGGAUACUCAGGAAUGGGAAAAGGACAGCACAGGAUGCCCUCCAAGGAUGAGCUGGUCCAGAGAUAUAACAGGAUGAAUACCAUCCCCCAGACCCGAUCCAUUCAGUCGAGGUUCCUGCAGAGUCGGAAUCUAAACUGUAUAGCACUUUGUGAAGUGAUUACAUCUAAGGACCUCCAGAAGCAUGGGAACAUCUGGGUGUGCCCUGUGUCUGACCAUGUCUGCACACGGUUCUUCUUUGUAUAUGAGGAUGGUCAGGUGGGCGAUGCCAACAUUAAUACUCAGGACCCCAAGAUACAGAAGGAAAUCAUGCGUGUGAUCGGAACUCAGGUUUACACAAACUGAGGGGGCCCCAGCCCUCGUACCACCCCUGUUCCCCCAGGAUCCAUCUGCCCUCAUACAAGGGCUCAGGAGCAGUGUGCGAGGCUGCCCUGAGGAAUCAAGGGGCCAUUACCAAGGGGCAGGAAAAGGAUAGAAGAGGCGGCCUUCAUGGUGGAGACUGACCCAGGAACCACUCCACAUUUGGAUGGCCCAGACUGACUCCCUCCUCCUGAUUUUCCCAGUUGACUUCACCCUGUUUGUAAAUAAAACAAUAAAAUGGAAGGUGCUGUGGACUGGA
This is a messenger RNA of Mustela erminea (ermine), 2933 nucleotides long. It is a transcript of the gene PARP6, whose product is annotated as poly(ADP-ribose) polymerase family member 6. NCBI's taxonomy places the organism in Eukaryota, Metazoa, Chordata, Mammalia, Carnivora, Mustelidae. The record is from RefSeq and is a predicted model, not a curated record. Gene Ontology annotation, cellular component: intracellular anatomical structure; nuclear envelope; endoplasmic reticulum tubular network. Gene Ontology annotation, molecular function: protein serine/threonine kinase activator activity; NAD+ poly-ADP-ribosyltransferase activity; kinase binding. The transcript is spliced from 25 exons. Gene Ontology annotation, biological process: endoplasmic reticulum unfolded protein response. Bases 764 to 2659 code for a protein of 631 amino acids.